CUAGAUUCCAAUAUCAGUAUCGUCUCUAAGGAUUCAGCAAGAUGAAGACUUUUCUCUUGGUUACUUUGUUAGUCGCCUUGGCAUUGGUUGUGGAUUCGAAUCCAAUAGCAGGAUCAAGUAAAAAGGAAAAACGAGGAGUGGCAUUUUUACCAACGGGUUACGAUAUUUUUGGUGUUAUACCAGCUUUUACCUCAGCAUGGAAUCCAACCUCUUUUGGACAAUCAGCCUGGGAUUCGUCUUUGAAUUCUGAUUUAGCUUUAGGACAAAUACAACUUCAAGCUACACACAACGUUGCUCUUCAAGCAUUAAAUGAUCCUCAUCAUGGAACUCCAAGCAUCGUUUAUUCACCAGAAAUUUUACGUUCUGUCCAACAAGCGAAGGAAGCCAAUCAGAAUGUUCUUGUGGCUCAACAUAGAGUUGAGGAAGUGAAACAAGCAACAAUUCUACAACAAAGAAUAGCUAUAGCUAGAGAAGCUGCAGCUCGUGAAGCAGCUCACAGAUCAGCAGAGAUUUCGGCUCAUGCUCAAGCUGAGGCGAGAGCAAGUGCCAAACAAUUGGUAGCUCUUCAACAAAAAUUAGCAACUUUAAAGGAUUCUGUAGCUGCAGCACAAAGAGUAGCGGCUGCAAGAGAAGCUGCAGCAGCUGCAGCCAUACAACGUAAUGCAGCUGACACUGCUGCAGAAUUAAGAAAACAAGACGUAGAUAAACAAAUCUCUACAAGUGAAAGAGAAGCCAAGGCUCGAGAUUUAAUUGCUGCUAAAGAAAACGCUAUUGCCAAUGCUAUACAAUAUGCAGCUACUGAAAAACCAGCUCAUCGUCCUUGGGGCUAACUUUCCUUUUCAGAUAAUCAAUUAUGCAAAUUAUAUAUAAUCGCCAAUCACAUAAUUAGCAAUUAUUAAUAAUCGAAUGUAGGAUUCAUUAUUGGAUGGUUAUUUUUAAGGGCAUUUUCAUUAAGGUUUACUUUACUGUUUGUCAUUUUUUUAAAAAAAUUUUAUAUACGGGUCGGCUUAAGCCUUCCAAAAUUUUAUCUUAAUAAUAUAUUGUAAAUUGGAAAUACUUGAAAAUUUUAUACAGAAACAUUUUACGUACAUAAUUUUAACAAUAAAAAAAUUAUUUUUCUGAUAAAAUUCUUGAUACCUA
Leptopilina boulardi is the source of this 1140-nucleotide messenger RNA. RefSeq lists its product as uncharacterized. The transcript is spliced from 5 exons. Bases 42 to 830 code for a protein of 262 amino acids. The record is from RefSeq and is a predicted model, not a curated record. Lineage: Eukaryota; Metazoa; Arthropoda; Insecta; Hymenoptera; Figitidae.